Pipistrellus nathusii (Nathusius's pipistrelle) is the source of this 1629-nucleotide messenger RNA. The record is from the annotation of a GenBank genome assembly. NCBI's taxonomy places the organism in Eukaryota, Metazoa, Chordata, Mammalia, Chiroptera, Vespertilionidae.
AUGCCUAGAAGAGGAUCGAUUCUUCAGACCCGGACCCACUGGUUGCUGUUGGGUCUUGCUUUACUCUGCAGUUUGGUACUGUUUUUGUAUCUUCUGGAAUGUGCCCCACAGACUGAUGGAAAUGCAUCUCUUCCUGGGGUCAUUGGAGAAAAUUAUGGUAAAGAGUAUUAUCAAGCCCUACUACAGGAGCAAGAAGAACAUUAUCAAACCAGGGCAACCAGUCUGAAACGCCAAAUUGCCCAACUAAAACAAGAAUUACAAGAAAUGAGUGAGAAGAUGAGAUCGUUACAAGAAAGAAAGAAUGUAGGGGCUAAUGGCAUAGGCUAUCAAGGCCACAAAGAACAAGCACCUAGUGAUCUGUUAGAGUUUCUUCAUUCCCAGAUUGACAAAGCUGAAGUUAGCAUAGGAGCCAAACUACCUAGUGAGUAUGGGGUCAUUCCCUUUGAAAGUUUUACCUUAAUGAAAGUAUACCAAUUGGAAAUGGGUCUCACUCGCCAUCCUGAGGAAAAACCAGUUAGAAAAGACAAGAGGGAUGAAUUGGUGGAAGUUAUUGAAGCUGGCUUGGAGGUCAUUAAUAAUCCUGAUGAAGAUGAUGAACAGGAAGAUGAGGAUGGUCCCCUUGGAGAGAAACUGAUAUUUAAUGAGAAUGACUUCAUAGAAGGUUAUUACCGCACCGAGAGAGAUAAGGGCACACAGUAUGAACUCUUUUUUAAGAAAGCAGAUCUUAUGGAAUAUAGACAUGUGACCCUCUUCCGCCCUUUUGGACCUCUCAUGAAAGUGAAGAGCGAAAUGAUUGACAUUACUAGAUCAAUUAUUAACAUAAUUGUGCCACUUGCUGAAAGAACUGAAGCAUUUGUGCAGUUUAUGCAGAACUUCAGGGAUGUAUGUAUUCAUCAGGACAAGAGGAUCCAUCUCACAGUGGUGUAUUUUGGUAAAGAAGGAUUGUCUAAAGUCAAGUCCAUCCUAGAGUCUGUCACAAGUGAGUCUAAUUUUCACAAUUACACCUUGGUCUCAUUGAAUGAAGAAUUUAAUCGUGGACGAGGACUAAAUGUGGGUGCCCGAGCUUGGGACAAGGGAGAGGUCUUGAUGUUUUUCUGUGAUGUUGAUAUAUAUUUCUCAGCCGAAUUCCUUAACAGCUGCCGGUUAAAUGCUGAGCCAGGUAAGAAGGUGUUUUACCCUGUGGUGUUCAGUCUUUACAACCCUGCCAUUGUUUAUGCCAAUCAGAAUGCGCCCCCUCCUGUGGAGCAACAGCUGGUUCACAAAAAGGAUUCUGGCUUUUGGCGAGAUUUUGGCUUUGGAAUGACUUGUCAGUACCGAUCAGAUUUCCUGACCAUUGGUGGAUUUGACAUGGAAGUUAAAGGUUGGGGUGGAGAAGAUGUUCAUCUUUAUCGAAAAUACCUGCACGGUGACCUGAUGGUGAUUCGGACCCCGGUUCCGGGGCUCUUCCACCUGUGGCAUGAGAAACACUGUGCUGACGAGCUCACCCCCGAGCAGUACCGCAUGUGCAUCCAGUCCAAAGCCAUGAAUGAAGCCUCUCACUCGCACAUGGGCAUGCUGGUCUUCAGGGAAGAGAUAGAGACACAUCUUCGCAAGCAGGCAUACAGGACAAACAGCGAAGCUGCUGGUUAA